UUAAUAGUUAAUGUAGAAAAAUUGGGGAUUUAAAGCAGGGUAUUUAGUAGUUUAAGUAUUUAUAUAGAUGUUUGACAAUUGCUUCUGGUAUUAUAAUGGGAGCUGCUGGUGGACAUAAACCUUGGCCAAUUGAGCAAAAAUUGAUUUUUGAUAGAGGACUGAUGUUCCAUUUUUUAAAUGGGAUUGGAAUGAUUAUCUCGUCUGUUUAAGGUGUUAAUAUAUUGCCAUUUUCACUUUUUGGAACUGGUGUCAUACUUUUUUGUUGUCCUCUUUAUCAUAAAAGUUUUACUGGGAAAAAAACAUUUUCAGGUUAUUUACCACCAUUUGGAGGAUUUGCUAUGAUCUUUGGAUGGAUAUUAUUAGCCUUAAGAAAAUGA
Paramecium sonneborni is the source of this 377-nucleotide messenger RNA. Lineage: Eukaryota; Ciliophora; Oligohymenophorea; Peniculida; Parameciidae. The record is from the annotation of a GenBank genome assembly.